UUUUCCUUUUAUUUCUCUAUUGUUCGUUUUUCACCGAUGGAAUUCUCCACUUUCUCCUCCGAUAUUUGUAUUCGAAGAAAACCCUAAUCGUGCGUUUUCUCAUUUUCGCUAUUUCACGCAAGCAUUCUCGAUCUCGCCGUGGAAUUCUGCACGGUUUUUUUUUUUUCCUUUUUUGUAUUUCCUUUGUAUUUUCUUCUUUGGGAUCUUUUUCUUAUCAAUUUUAUUUUUCGGAUUGUUCACGCUGAAAGGUAAUUGACCAAAAUGCUGAUCAAGGUGUGCAUGGUUCUCUUUGUUUUAUUGAUUUCUUGAGUUAUGCUAUUUCUAUUGCAUUGUUAUUGGUUUAAAUGAUUUCUAUCCUCCAAAUUGUUUAAUUUAGAGCUUUGGACGACAAAGAGUGAUUCGUUUGAGUUGUUUUUGUGGAAGUAAGUUUAUAUUGAAUGGAACUGUUUUCGAACCUGACUGGUUAGAGAGAAGUUUAAUUGUUUAAUUAUAGACUGGUUCUUGGCCCAUUGAAUUGUUCUGAAUAUUAUCACUAUUUUCUUUCCUAUUGUUUAUUUUGGAGAAUUAUAAAUAAUAUGGUGUAGUAUGGAGGUUCGUGGUUCCUAUCUAUCUGCAUCAACAUAAUACGCACUUAGGAGGGCUGGUCAUUUAGUUGAUAAGUCUCGCUAGAUGGUAUUCAGUCUCUGCAUUGGAAUUGCAUUUCAUGGAAUUUCUUCUUCCUAACAGUUUGCUAUUUUAGAGUUUAGUACUAAUCAACACAUAACAUAACAUGCGGAAUAGUUGGUUCUUUUUCCUGGAUCUCGAUGGAGGAUCUCCAUACAUCUACCCACCAGAUCCCCUUGUUUAUCAGAGUUUUGGGGGUCAUUUGUUGUCCCAGAUUAGUUCAUUUGUUGACAAUUCUCUCCAUCAGUCGAGAUACAUAUAUUUCCCUGGAAGUUUAGUGCUUCAAGAAGCUUUUAACUGCUUUUCAAAAUUUGCUGGAGCUUUACUUUUCUGGUGUUCAGCUGGAUCAAACUCCAAUAUACAUCGGAAAGUAUCAGAUAGUCCACAUGGAUCAAAACAUAGAAGUUUUAAAUCCUGUACACAAAUCAAGCAAAUCACUUCUUGUAGACAUAAUCUAGCAGGGCUGCACUCCAGUUCUAGAUCAAGACCAGAAUCUACUUUCCCAUUGCUUUUUGAUAGGAUCGCGAAUUCCACAAUAAGCCAACUGUGCAAUGAAGUUGAACAGCUUCAGCCCUUUCCUAUGUUCAUGCUAGCUGCUGCUUUGGUACCUCCGUUUGACAAAAGCUUAUCCCCCAAGGUCCUGCAUGUCCCUCUAGAGAAUACUGAUGUAGAAAUCAGUGGACACUUGAAUCAAAGAUCCUGUGUGGAUGAGCACCGGGGAUGCACUGGCUAUUCUUUUCUAGACAUGGACUGGAGCAGGCAUGCAGUUGAGCCAAGAACAGGCAUUAAGUUCCCUACAAUUUUAGAUAACAUUCUAGCUGGGGAAAAGAGAUACAGUUUACCUCCGGAGGUCCUUGUUGGGACUGGUUCCAGAACAAUGACAAUUAUCAAAAUCAAAUCUCUGAAGCUUUAUGCAUUUGGUUUAUAUGUUCACCCUGACUCUGUCUGUGAGGAGCUGGAUCCAAAAUAUGCUUCCAUGUCUGUCAGUGAAUUGAACAACCAAUCAGAUUUUUUUGAGGAUCUUCUCAGGAAGGAUAUUCAUAUGACUGUUAGGCUUGUGGUCAAUUGUAAUGGGCUGAAAAUCAAUACUGUUCGGGAUGCUUUUGAGAAAUCUCUCCAAGCUCGGUUGGUGAAGGUGAACCCCAACACUGAUUAUCGCUGCCUCAGAGCAUUUGGUUCAUAUUUUUCUCAGGAUAUCCCAUUACCUGCGGGUACAACAAUUGAUUUUCGACAAACAGCAGAUGGGUGGCUAAUUACAGAAAUUGCUGGGAAACAGAUUGGAUCAGUUCAUAGCAAGGACUUAUGCAGAGCUUUCUUCGACAUGUACAUUGGAGAUGUUCCAGUUUCUGUAGAGGCGAAGGAAGAAAUUGCUAGAAACAUUGCUAGUAUCAUAAGACGAUGUUGAGCUAAGCUACUCGUGGCCAUUUUUUUGGUCCAAUAUUUGUUAUCAAUCAAUUCAGUGCUGACAUGGUGAGCCGUUGCAUGCUUGCUUGCUGCCUACUUGUACUGAAGAUUUGUUGCUCCUCCAGGCUCAGUUGUUACACGAUACCAGGUGGGCAAGUAGCGAAUAACAAUCUUUUAAUUUCCUAGCCCAUGCCCAUCUUGUAGGGGGACGUACACCACUACCAGCGGAGAGUGGAGUACGUUUAAUGCAGUUCCAAUAGCUCUCUUACUGGUGUCUGGAGUUUUGUGGACUGGCAUCGUCUUGUGCCCCAGUCGAUGUUUUUUUAUUGGGCAGAAAGGAUAAUUGCUUCAUUUUUUAAUAUUUUAAUAUUUUUGAAAGAAAGAGGGGGAGGGAUUAACCUUUCAAGUUUCAACUACUUGAGUUGCAAACUCGCUAUGUUUAACGAUUGUGUAAUUUUUCUUAAAUGAGUAAAAUGCCAAUACAUAAUCAAUUUCUGGACUGUAA
Molecule: messenger RNA, 2572 nt
Organism: Nelumbo nucifera (sacred lotus)
Lineage: Eukaryota; Viridiplantae; Streptophyta; Magnoliopsida; Proteales; Nelumbonaceae
Product: fatty-acid-binding protein 2-like
Cellular component (GO): chloroplast stroma
Molecular function (GO): intramolecular lyase activity; fatty acid binding
Source: RefSeq, a predicted model, not a curated record